AUGGCGUCACAGCUGCUUCGCUGUCGACGACCGACUGCUUUUUCGUCUCGGAGACCGCUCGUGAGACCAUCGCUACGUCGAUUUGUCCAUCCGAAUGAGUUCCAGCCGUUCGUUCCGCCCUCACCCGCCGAGUUGGGCAAGCCAACACCGGCCAAGACAUACCCGCGUACCAGCCGAUGGCUACGCCGGCUCUUCUACCUCUCGAUGGCCACGGGGGUCGUCUACGCCGUUGAUAACCAGUUCUACGCCGCGAGUGUGACCCGUACCGUGCGGACUUUUGCCGUUGGACUCCUCGUCGCGCUUGACUACAAGAUCAACUUCCGUCCGGACCCGCCGCUGGCUUCCUCCAUUGCCGCAGUGCACGCCCGAAAUGCCGAGCGGCUGUCCGACCUGCUGCGUAUCAAUGGCGGUCUGUACCUGAAGAUCGGCCAGGCGAUUGCUAUGCAGUCAGCAAUCCUGCCCCCGGAGUUUCAAAAGAUGUUUGCCCGCAUGUUCGAUGACGCCCCGCAGAACGACUGGAAGGAGGCCGAGCGUGUCAUCCGCGAGGACUUUGGCCGGUCUCCCGAGGAGGUCUUUGGGGUCUCAUUCACUGGCGACCCGGAGAAGGGUAUCAUGGAGCGCAAGGCGAGAGCCAGCGCCAGUGUCGCCCAGGUUCACUGGGCCCGGCUGGCCGACGGCCGUGAGGUUGCCAUCAAGAUCCAGAAGCGCGAGAUCGCUCAACAGAUCCAAUGGGAUCUGUGGGCUUUCAAAAUCGUCUCGUGGAUCUACAGCAAGUCGUUUGAUAUUCCCUUCUACACCCUAGUGCCCUACGUCAGCGAGAGGUUGUACCUGGAGACGGACUUUGUCAACGAGGCCGACAACGCGGAAAACAUGGCCCGCCUGGUGGCUGGAGAGCCGCGGCUCCGGGAUCGUGUGUAUAUCCCUAAGGUGUACCGCGAGCUCAGCUCGAGACGGGUGAUGACCUCGGAAUGGAUCGAGGGCGUCCGGCUAUGGGAUAAGGAGGCGAUCACACGCGAAUGGCGCGGUGGCUGGCGUGAGGGCAGCCCUGGGUGCCAGGGAACACCGCUCGAUCCUCCCGGCACACCUAGUCCCCUCGAGCUGGCGGCACGCCACCCGGGCGCUGUGGAGCUCAAGCCGGAACGCAACCACUGGCGCGGAUGGAAGAACCGCGGCGGGCUGGGCCUGUCGCUGAAGGAAGUCAUGGGCACCAUGGUGGACCUGUUCUCCGCGCAGAUGUUUCUAUGGGGGUACGUGCACUGCGAUCCGCACCCGGGCAACAUCUUCAUCCGGCGGCGGCCGUCGGGCCACUCGGAGCUCGUCCUGAUCGACCACGGGCUGUACAUCCAGAUGGAGACGGGCUUCCGGCACGACUACGCGCGCUUCUGGAAGGCGCUGAUGACCUUUGACAACCGGACGAUCAAGGAGAUUGUCGCCGGGUGGGGGGUGACCAACGCCGACUUCUUCGCCUCGGCGACGCUGCUGCGGCCCUACGCAGGCGGCGACCGGUCGACGCAGCAGAGCCUGCGCGGCCUGUCGCAGCGGGAGCGGGCCCAGCGCUCCUACGAGAUGCAGCAGGCCGCGCGCCAGGCGGUCCGCGAAAUCCUCGGCGACGAAAACAAGUGGCCGCGCGAGCUGAUCUUCAUCGGCCGCAAUCUGCGCAUCGUCCAGGGCAACAACCAGUUCUUGGGCUCGCCCGUCAACCGCAUCAAGAUCACAGGCAUCUGGGCUUCGCGCGCCCUCGUCGAGUCGCCAGACCUGCCCUUGUCCGAGAAGGUGGUCAACCUAGGCCGCCACUGUCUCUUCCGUCUCGUGCUCUUCUCCUCCGACAUCUUCUUCUACUUCACCAAGCUGCGCCAGCUGCUUCAUCUCGGCGGCGGCAUGGAAGACGACAUCGAGGCCUCCAUGCACCAUAUGGCUAAAGAGAUGGGGGUCGAACUCAACCAUUCCGUUUUCGAAGGUUGA
This is a messenger RNA of Penicilliopsis zonata CBS 506.65, 1962 nucleotides long. RefSeq lists its product as hypothetical. NCBI's taxonomy places the organism in Eukaryota, Fungi, Ascomycota, Eurotiomycetes, Eurotiales, Aspergillaceae. The transcript is spliced from 2 exons. The record is from RefSeq and is a predicted model, not a curated record. Bases 1 to 1962 code for a protein of 653 amino acids.